Messenger RNA from Cyclopterus lumpus (lumpfish), 941 nucleotides. RefSeq names its product transcriptional and immune response regulator a (gene tcima). NCBI's taxonomy places the organism in Eukaryota, Metazoa, Chordata, Actinopteri, Perciformes, Cyclopteridae. Gene Ontology annotation, cellular component: nucleus; cytosol. The transcript has a single exon. Gene Ontology annotation, biological process: negative regulation of Notch signaling pathway; endothelial cell activation involved in immune response. Gene Ontology annotation, molecular function: Notch binding. The record is from RefSeq and is a predicted model, not a curated record. The coding region runs from base 139 to 441 and encodes 100 amino acids.
CUGCUCUACGCCGUUCACUCGCUCAAGCCUUACGCCGCUCCGGUCACAGUGCGCUACCUAACAGCUCCUCCUUACCGAGUUGGGGGGCACCUUUGGGGCAGAGCAACACGCGAGAACCGACGGAGAAACAAAGACAAGAUGUCGGCCUACGUUUCCUCCGAGUGCCGCCGCGUCAGCCCCUCCGUUCGCGGAAACUCGUUCGACACGGCGCACCGCAAGAAGGCUGUCGCGAACAUUUUCGAGAACGUCAACCAGGACGCGCUGAUGCGGCUCUUCCAGAAAACGGGCGACAUGAAGGCGGAGGAGAGAGUGAGGAGCAUAUUCUCCUACACCCUGGACCCGGAGCAGACGGCUCGUGCGCUGAUGGCUCUGAAGCAGAGGAAGAAGGAUAAGUUUCUCCAGAUCGCGGGCAUGGUGCGGCAGCUGCUCAAAAUACGUUGACUGUGUUUGAACAGUUGUUUUUCCCCCCCCACCACCCGUGUGUGAGCCGAAUGUGAAAACACUCCCAAUAUGACUGGGUUACCGCCGAGAUGCGCACCACUUUUCGCCUGGGAAGGGGCGUUAGGUGCGGAGGAGAACGCGCCGUGGACGCGCGGAGACCGUCCUCCCCGGAAGGGAUGGAGCGCGAUGAACUAACUGGGAAUAUGGAGGGCUCGCACGGCCUGAUUCCAUCAAUGCAUUCCUCUGGAUGCCGGACUGAAGCAGCCCCACGAACCAGGUGCACAUCACUGCCGUGACGGUGGUGCACGGCUGCAGUCUGAGACUCUCUGGUGCUGAAGAAGCUGCCACAUGACUGCCUGUCCUGAACACUUGCCUUGUCUCUCAGCAUCACUUUGUUAUAUGAACACUUAGUGGCCACUAAUGUGCUUUUGUUACACAAUGAUUUGCAUUUCUGAUGUGUACAUUUGUUUAAAAUAAAUUUAAUUUUAUACAAAAUGUGA